UUCGCCUAUAAUGACAUGCAUGAAAACGUAGGUAGUAUGUCUGACAAAACUAGUUAUUAACUACUGUCUCUAAUAUCUAUUAUAUGUAUAUUUAUUAAGUUACUUCUUUUUUUUCUAAACUACGCACGAUUACGAAGACAUACGAUAUAUCGAAAUUUGAAUAAACGUAUGAACGUAUAAUACGUUCAAUUAAUCGCGCGUUUUAUUUUGUUUUCUUUUCUCUCGUCGAUUUCUUUACACCUUUGUAGAAAAAAUUAAAUCUGUGAUGGAGUAUACUGGAAAAUAUAACAGAAUGUCGCAAGAAGAAGAAGAAGAAGAAGGAGAAGGAGAAGAUGAAAUGGAGCUGGAAGAUCAAGAAGAUGAAGAAGAAGGAGAUGAUCAAAUAGAACAAGAAGAUCAAAACGAUGAAGAAAAAGAAAAAGGAUUAAAAAGAAAAGAGAAUGAAAAGAAGAGGAAGAAAAGAAAGGACAAUAUGUCAUCGAAGAAAAAACUUUACAAAUGUAAAUAUGCCGUAGAAAAUUCCAGUAGAUUUUCUUUACGUGUUAUGGAAGCGAUGCGUUCUCUGGAAAGAUACGAAAACGUUCUGCCGAUAUCGUCCGUGCAAGAAAUCGUCGAUUACAUAGCGAAUAAUUAUAACAACGACGGAGAUCUCUAUGCCCAGGUUCGAACUGCCUUAAAACAACUUUGCGCUGAUGGAUUCGUUAUUGAAGUAUUGAACGAUGAAUAUCAGUUGAUAGGUCCCUUUCGUACCACAGACACGUUACAAAGUUGCAGCUGUCAGACAGAUAACGCAAAGAUAUAUCUCAGUACACCAAAAUAUUCUAAAUUGAAAAAAACAUUUAGUACAAAAGGUAAAGAGAAAUCGCAUUGUCGUUGUAAGAAAUUAAAUGAAAAUACAAAAUUAGAAAGAGACAAUAGAAAAGAAAGGAAAGAAAAUAUUUCAUCUUCUUCACGAAUGAAUUAUUAUUUAAAUGAUAUGAUACGUCCAACGCCUAAGUGUAAAUUAUUCAAAUCAAAGAUAAGAGAAGAUAAUUCAUGUAAAUAUCCUGAAAUAGAAAAAACGCUGAAACAAAAAGGGAACAAUCCUAAAAGAUUCAUUUCUUACGAGGAUCAACAUGAAAAAUCUAUUCGUAAAAUUCAAGAAGAUUCUGCUGAUAUUGGAUCUUCUCUUCGCGAACCAGCACCUAAACGUAUGCGUCAAAUAGACGACGACAUUAUUACAUUUCGAAAUUUACAGAAAUAUCAAGACAUUAGCAUUGCACCGAAUAAUCAAUUAAAUGAUCGUUCUCACGAUAAUGUAUUUCAAGAAAUAAAAAGAUCGAUCCCUGAAACAUCUAAAUCUCAUCAGAUAGAAUUAAAAAAAUGGAUACAACGAUGCCGUCACGAAUGCAAAAAACAAAAUAAACGAUAGUAAUUAAUAAAACAUUCUAUUACAUUUCCGAUUAACGUACUUCUAUUUUUUAAUUAAAUCAAAUAAAAUUUUUAACUAUUUUCUAAA
This is a messenger RNA of Vespula vulgaris, 1498 nucleotides long. RefSeq names its product DNA ligase 1-like. NCBI's taxonomy places the organism in Eukaryota, Metazoa, Arthropoda, Insecta, Hymenoptera, Vespidae. The transcript has 3 exons. The record is from RefSeq and is a predicted model, not a curated record. The coding region runs from base 266 to 1411 and encodes 381 amino acids.